Molecule: messenger RNA, 1676 nt
Organism: Daldinia caldariorum
Lineage: Eukaryota; Fungi; Ascomycota; Sordariomycetes; Xylariales; Hypoxylaceae
Exons: 1
Coding region: 296-1072 (258 amino acids)
Source: RefSeq, a predicted model, not a curated record
CGGGGAGUCGAUCACGAGAGCAAAUACUACAACUUUUUUGAGAUACUGUAUUGCACCCCGCGUCAAUCCCCCGCACAUACGUACCGUAUCCCAUUCUACCAUCUAGGUCCUUUAUCCAUACGAAUUAUCACCAUAUCUUCAUUUUCUUAACAGACCUAAGUCGAAAGCAUAAAGUAAAGCGCAUAUAUAUCAAUCGCAAAACCUACAGUUUACCUGGCGCAUAACUCUACCAAGUUCCAAGCCAUAUAUAUUAAUACAACAUACAACGUACAACAUACAACAUACCGACGUCAUCAUGGGUUGGAUGUGGUCCUCGCAAUCCCCAUCCGCCCCGAAGGGCUCCGGUUCCAAUUCCCACACCCCAGCCGACGAAUCCAAUAACACCAAGCCCGCCGCGCCUCCGUCGAAGCAGGCCGAAUCCGACUAUAGCGAUCCCGAAAUCGCCAAGUUCAUGGCCCAGCUACAAUCAGAGUUCGGCACCUCCAAUAACAAACCCGAGACCAGGAGUCCGUCAUCUCCUACCCUCCCACAGACAACAUCAACAUCAACAUCAUCGUCAUCAUCAUCACAACCUUCUUCCACAUCCUCCUCCUCCUCCCUAUUCUGGUCCUCCCCCACCCCCACCCCCGAACCCACCAUCCCAUCCACCCUGGACCCCAUAACCGAGUCCCUCCUCCCCACCAGCAUGUCCUGCCGCCAAGCCUUCGACCAGGCGUACUACUGCAACUCGCUCGGCGGGCAGUGGGUGUCGGUCUACCGCACGGGCGGCGUGCGCUCGUGCUCCGAGCUCUGGGACGACUUCUGGUUCUGCAUGCGCACCCGCACGUACUCGGGCCCCCAGAAGGCCGAGGCUAUCCGCGCCCGCUACCGCGCCAAGGAGUUCCGAAAGUACCACGCCCCCGGCCGCCCCAGCUCGACCGACGUCUGGCAGCCCAGGGACCGCCUCGUCGAGCCCGACACCGCCUUUCGCACCCCCCUCGAGGUCCCCGAUAUCGACGACGACGAGUGGCGCAGGCUCGAGAUCGAGCGCAGGAGGAGGGUCCAGGAGGAGAUGCAGAAGCGCGAGGCGUAGUAGUUUUGCCUACCUACCUACCUACCUAAACUGAGUAUACUUAGUGGUAGUAGUAACUAGUAGUAUUAGUAUUAGUAGUUAGUAGUAUCUUCUCUAUCUGCGUGUUUGUAGUCAUGUAAAGUAUAGAGGCUUAAGGUUCGGAUGUUGAAUUUGUGGCCAACGGGUGGUAAUAUCAAGUCAGUAAUGUAUCGAUAUAGCAACAUACAAUUACGGGAAUGUGAACAUUUACAAAACGUCUGAAUUUACAAAGUUGAAAGAGGUAACCUUAGGUCAUGUCAUGAUCAGCAUCUACGAAGAUUAAUAUUUCAGAGACAACGCAUUGUUAGAAUUAUAGCUACCUGAAUCGCGCAAUAGAGGUAAAGCUCCUAAUGUUACAUGUCACGAUCACACAAAGACAGCAGUUUUAUUUAUGAAUUAACUUCAUUGCUUCGUAGGAUUAUCCCUGCCUAGAAUACAUCCCAUGCAAGUCAUAAACCGCAACUUUUGCCCUGUAUCAUUCAUUACCAGUAAAAUCUAGUGCAAACCCGUAAAAUCCGAGACCGCCGCACAGUGUCAUUAAACACCUGAGGAAAACGCCGGAACGAUUAGAGAAAAAAAGGAAAAA